Messenger RNA from Eubalaena glacialis (North Atlantic right whale), 3456 nucleotides. It is a transcript of the gene ARPP21, whose product is annotated as cAMP regulated phosphoprotein 21. Gene Ontology annotation, cellular component: cytoplasm. Bases 817 to 3255 code for a protein of 812 amino acids. The transcript has 20 exons. Gene Ontology annotation, molecular function: nucleic acid binding. NCBI's taxonomy places the organism in Eukaryota, Metazoa, Chordata, Mammalia, Artiodactyla, Balaenidae. The record is from RefSeq and is a predicted model, not a curated record.
CCUCUGUCCGAGGGAAGCGGCUGGGGCAUCGAGUGACAGAGCGACAGAGAUGCGGGCUCAGAAGACGGGGAGAGGGACCCUGCCUCGCUAGUGGGACCGAGAUUCGCGGAGGGACAGACCGACGCGAGGGGCAGCUCGGAGAGCUGCGCGCGGGACAGCGAGAAGCCCGCGGUGGGAUGCCAGGCUGAGCGACAGACGGCCAGACAGACAGACGUGCCCGGGGACGGACCGGCAGACAGGAGGCGGGGGCACGCUCGCUCUCCGCAGGCAGCAGGGCGGAGAAGGCGGCGGCGGCGCCCCCUGAGCGCAUCCGGAGCAGCGACGAGCAGCAGGGGCCGCGGGGUCGCCGGCUGAAGCCACUGCCGUCGCCGCAGCCCUGGCCGCCGCAGCCCUGCCAGGAGCCCCGCCGAUGCCGCAGAAGGCUCCUUUUACUAGCAGUUAAAUAAACCCACCAAUAAUAACAAUAAUACUAGUAACCCAAGCCAAAUCAAACAAAUACAGCGAAAUCGAUCCGUGAGAAACAGUAAUAUUAAUAAAAGCCAAAAACUAAAUCAGAUCAAUCAAGGCACCGAGACGCUGGGGGGAUAUCCACUGUUCAGUCAAGGUGGAUGAUGUGUCAGGCUGUGUAAGGGAAUCGCAUGGAGAUGGGCGUUUUGAACUGUUAAUGGGGACAUGGGACUCCCGCUGUCUCUGAUCCCUCGUGUGGAUUUUCCCGGCGUAGAAGGACAGAAGCCGCUCGUAAGUCGCCAAGACCGACAGCAGAAAUUCUGCGCAAAAGGGUGUCAAAUCUUGUUAUUUUAAUUUGCAUCUGGGAGAAUGUCUGAGCCAGGAGACCUGAGUCAGACCAUAGUGGAGGAAGGCGGGCCUGAGCAGGAGACGGCCACUCCAGAGAAUGGCGUGGUUAAAUCCGAAAGUCUGGACGAGGAGGAGAAACUGGAAUUGCAGAGGCAACUGGCGGCUCAGAACCAAGAGAGAAGAAAAUCCAAGUCAGGAGCAGGGAAAGGUAAACUGACUCGCAGCCUUGCUGUCUGUGAAGAAUCCUCAGCCAGACCAGGAGGGGAAAGUCUUCAGGACCAGGAAUCAAUUCAUUUACAGCUUUCCAGUUUUCCCAGCCUGCAAGAGGAUGAUAAAUCUAGGAAAGAUGACUCUGAAAGAGAAAAAGAAAAGGAUAAAAACAAAGAUAAAACCUGUGAAAAACCCAAGAUCAGAAUGUUAUCAAAAGAUUGCAGCCAAGAAUAUACGGAUUCUACAGGCAUAGACUUACACGAGUUUCUGAUUAACACAUUAAAGAAUAAUUCCAGAGACAGGAUGAUACUCUUGAAAAUGGAGCAGGAAAUAAUUGAUUUCAUUGGUGACAACAAUAAUCAUUAUAAAAAGUUUCCUCAGAUGUCGUCCUAUCAGAGGAUGCUUGUCCAUCGAGUGGCAGCUUACUUUGGGUUGGAUCACAACGUGGAUCAAACAGGGAAAUCUGUCAUCAUCAACAAAACCAGCAACACAAGAAUACCAGAGCAAAGGUUUUGUGAACAUUUAAAAGAUGAAAAAGGUGAAGAAUCCCAGAAGCGGUUUAUCUUGAAGCGCGAUAACUCUAGUAUUGAUAAAGAAGACACUCAGUCAGUUUGCUCCCAGGAAAGCCUUUUUGUGGAAAACAGUAGGCUCUUGGAAGACAGUAACAUAUGCAGUGAGACCUAUAAGAAAAGACAGCUCUUUCGGGGCAACAGAGACAGCUGGGGGAGAACAUCUGGAAGUCGGCAGAGCAGCUCGGAGAAUGAACUCAAGUGGUCCGACCACCAAAGAGCCUGGAGCAGCACAGAUUCUGACAGCUCCAACCGCAAUCUCAAGCCUGCCAUGACCAAGACGGCGAGUUUUGGGGGCAUCACGGUGCUGACCAGGGGUGACAGCACAUCCAGUAGCAGGAGUACCGGGAAGCUGUCCAAAGCAGGUUCUGAGUCCUCCAGCAGUGCAGGCUCCUCAGGAUCGCUGUCGCGCACCCACCCACCUCUCCAGAGCACACCGCUGGUCUCGGGCGUGGCAGCCACUUCUCCUGGCUGUGUGACCUACCCAGAGAAUGGGAUGGGAGGCCAGGUCGCUCACAGCAGCACCAGCUACAUCCUCCUUCCACUCGAAGCUGCCACAGGCAUCCCACCCGGAAGCAUCCUUCUUAAUCCACAUACAGGCCAGCCCUUCGUGAAUCCCGAUGGAACCCCCGCCAUAUACAACCCGCCCACCAGCCAGCAGCCCCUGCGAAGCGCGAUGGUGGGACAGCCCCAGCAGCAGCCCCAGCAGCAGCCCUCCCCGCGGCCCCAGCAGCAGGCCCAGCCACCCCAGACGCAAAUGGCAGGCCCACUGGUCACUCAGUCUGUCCAGGGGCUGCAGGCUUCCUCCCAGUCAGUGCAAUACCCAGCUGUGUCUUUUCCUUCCCAGCAUCUCCUGCCCGUGUCUCCGACGCCGCAGUUCCCCAUGAGAGAGGAUGUGACCACGCAGUUUGGCCAGAUGAACCUGAGCCGGCAGUCCUCGGGGGAGACUCCCGAGCCCCCAGCCGGCCCUGUCUACACACCGUCCCUCCUGCCGCAGCCCACCCCGCAGCCAAGCUACGUCAUCGCCUCCACAGGCCAGCAGCUCCCAACGGGGGGCUUCUCGGGCUCUGGCCCUCCCCUCUCCCAGCAAGUCCUCCAGCCCCCUCCCUCGCCCCAGGGAUUUGUGCAGCAGCCUCCACCCACACAGAUGCCUGUAUAUUAUUAUCCAUCUGGUCAGUACCCUACCUCAACCACGCAGCAGUACCGGCCCAUGGCCUCUGUUCAGCUCAGUGCUCCGAGGGGCCAGCAGAUGCCACAGACAGCACAGCAAGCAGGUUACCAGCCGGUCUUGUCUGGUCAACAGGGGUUCCAAGGCCUCAUGGGGGUGCAGCAGCCACCUCAGAGUCAGGGCAUGAUGGGCAGCCAACAGGGAACUCCAGUGCAAAGCGUGAUGCUCUCCUACCCAACCAUGUCUAAUUAUCAGGUGCCAAUGACCCAGGGUUCUCAAGGACUGCCCCAGCAGUCUUACCAACAGCCAAUCAUGCUACCUAACCAGGCAGGCCAAGGGUCCCUCCCAGCCACUGGAAUUCCUGUGUACUGUAACGUCACACCGCCGACCCCUCAGAACAACCUUAGGCUGAUGGGCCCUCACUGUCCCUCCAGCACUGUCCCCGUGAUGUCAGCCAGCUGCAGGACCAACUGUGCCAGUAUGAGCAGUGCUGGGUGGCAGGUCAAGUUCUGAGCACUCUGGCCAUGGUGCAUGUCUUCAGAUGCUACUCAUGGCCUUUAAGGGAGGAGGAGCAAGGUGCGAAAACUCACUGAGGACUUAAGUAUUCACUCAACACCCAAAUGACUGCUGCUGGUAUUCUGUAAAAAACAAAACAAAACAAAACAAAAAAACAAACAAAAAAAACAGAGACUAAUCCACACAUUAGCUGGUUAA